Messenger RNA from Trypanosoma theileri, 495 nucleotides. RefSeq lists its product as uncharacterized. The record is from RefSeq and is a predicted model, not a curated record. Lineage: Eukaryota; Euglenozoa; Kinetoplastea; Trypanosomatida; Trypanosomatidae. Bases 1 to 495 code for a protein of 164 amino acids. The transcript has a single exon.
AUGAAAGAGUAUGGUGGGGGAGGUAGAUUAGCAAUGCAGACACCAAAGAAAGAGCGUGAUUUGGCAGGUACUGCAGCUUUUGAGGUUGCUCUUCAGUACAUCAUUGUUCGACAAGAUCGAUCUUAUCAUUUUCUUCAGCUUGUUGCUGCACUUAGUUCUUUGGUUUUUGCGGCGGAAAUCUGCCUCAUCUUUCUGUUUAAUAUUUUGCUGCCACUUUUCUCAAUUGAAGGAAAAGGCUGUUUUCGUUUUCUCGAAGAAUACGCUUAUUUUCCAGCGGUACUUUUAUCUGCAGCUUGUUUGGUACUGGUGCGUCUUUGUAAACAACGGUAUGCAAUAGAGCCAGGGGAGCAGUGCAUGCAGCGUCUCAACAAUACCAUUAUGGGACCUUGCCUGGGUAUGCAUUUUGAUUGUGCAACAGGUAAAUUAAGAUCAGAUGAUGUGUGGAAUGCCAAUAUUGAUCGUUUAGGCCAUACGGAUUAUGCCAGUCAGGCUUAA